Heteronotia binoei (common prickly gecko) is the source of this 1011-nucleotide messenger RNA. RefSeq names its product myogenic differentiation 1 (gene MYOD1). Gene Ontology annotation, molecular function: DNA-binding transcription factor activity, RNA polymerase II-specific; protein dimerization activity; RNA polymerase II cis-regulatory region sequence-specific DNA binding. NCBI's taxonomy places the organism in Eukaryota, Metazoa, Chordata, Lepidosauria, Squamata, Gekkonidae. Gene Ontology annotation, biological process: positive regulation of myoblast differentiation; muscle organ development; regulation of transcription by RNA polymerase II. Bases 33 to 932 code for a protein of 299 amino acids. The transcript has 3 exons. The record is from RefSeq and is a predicted model, not a curated record.
CUUCUCCUGCCCUCUUCCCUUUGGCUGCCCCCAUGGACGUGCUCGGCCACAUGGAGAUCCCCGAGGGCUCCCUCUGCUCGCUGUCGGCCGCAGAUGACUUCUACGACGACCCCUGCUUCAACACGACCGACAUGCACUUCUUCGAAGACCUGGACCCGCGGCUGGUGCACGUGGGAGGCCUGCUGAAGGCCGACGAGCACGGCCACCACCACGGCCACGAGGACGAGCACAUACGGGCACCCAGCGGGCACCACCAGGCCGGCCGCUGCCUGCUCUGGGCCUGCAAGGCCUGCAAGAGGAAAACCACCAACGCCGACCGCCGCAAGGCAGCCACCAUGCGCGAGAGACGGCGGCUCAGCAAGGUCAACGAAGCCUUCGAGACGCUCAAGCGCUGCACCUCCACCAACCCCAACCAGCGCCUGCCCAAGGUGGAGAUCCUGCGCAACGCCAUCCGCUACAUUGAGAGCCUCCAGGCGCUGCUGCGCGAGCAAGAGGACGCCUAUUACCCCGUGCUGGAGCACUACAGCGGCGAGUCGGACGCCUCCAGCCCCCGCUCCAAUUGCUCCGACGGCAUGCUGGAUUACAGUGGACCUCCUUGCAGUUCUCGCAGAAGGAAUAGCUAUGAUAGCAGUUACUAUACAGAAUCACUAAGUGAUUCACUGAUCUCCUUGUCCUUAGAUGCAAAGCAAGGGAAGAGUUCGGUUGUUUCCAGCCUAGAUUGUUUAUCAAGCAUUGUGGAGAGGAUUUCCACGGACACCUGUCCCACCCUGCCCCCCGUUGAAAGUGGAACCGAGGGGAGCCCUUGCUCACUCCAAGAAGGGGCCAGCCUGAGCGACACUGGAGUCCAAAUCCCUUCCCCAACUAGCUGUCCUCAGCUCUCUCAGGACACUUCCAGCAAUAGUGCCAACAAUCCAAUCUACCAAGUGCUAUAAAGCCUCAGUAGACAACUAUUAUGAUGUUGGCUCAAAGGCAGCCGCCAAAUCAACUGAAACCUGCCUUGGAAGGACUGGG